AUGUCAUCAAAUAAAUAUUGGAAGUGUUAUUUCCUGUGUGAAACAGAUGGUGUUUUACAUCGUUUUCCAAAUCCUCAACAUAACGAAGAGAGGUUUAAUUUAUGGAUGAAAGUUCUAGAUAGUGAAAUGCAGAAAAGAGGUGUUCAAUAUAUUUAUAACAACAUGCGACUGUGUGACCAACAUUUUGAAUUGUGGUAUCGCACACCCAGUAGGAAACUAACAAGGAAUGCAUUCCCAACUUUGAAUAUUGCUUUAUAUGACAUGACUCAACCAGUACUUAUCCUUGACUUGCUGGUAAAUAUGGUACCAGAAGAAGUUCUAUGCUCACUGGAAGAUAAAUCUGUUCGAAUAGAAAUAUACUGGACAUGGAAAUAG
This is a messenger RNA of Arctia plantaginis, 375 nucleotides long. Lineage: Eukaryota; Metazoa; Arthropoda; Insecta; Lepidoptera; Erebidae. The record is from the annotation of a GenBank genome assembly.